CACAUUCAGAAACGUCAAUGUGACAGAUAAGGUUAUGUUUACAUCAGAAAACGUGAAAAACUGAAAAUAAUUUAAAUUUAAAAAAGCAAUAUGAAGUUUUCCUAUAAGUUUAGCAAUUUACUGGGAACUGUCUAUAGAAGAGGUAACAUUAUUUUCACUCCGGAUGGUAAUUCAGUGAUUAGCCCUGUGGGGAAUCGAAUUAGUAUUCACGAUUUAAAAAGUCAUAAAACAUCAACUUUACCUAUCGAAAGCAGAUACAACUUUGUAGCUCUAGAUCUAAGUCCAAAUGGCAACAUUUUAGUCGCCAUUAAUGAACAAGGGGAUGCGUUUAUGAUAAGUUUAGUUUCCCAAACUGUCACACACAAAUAUAGGUUUAAAAGAAAGGUGAAUGCAAUCAAGUUUAGUCCAGAUGGCAAACACUUUGCAGUUUGCAAAGAAAACAAUGUGUUUGUCUUCCAAGCACCAGGUCCAUUCACUGGCCAGUACAACGGAUUUGUUAUGGAAAGAGUUUUUCAUAAUUUUUAUGAUGAAACUACAUGUUUAGAUUGGUCAUUUGACUCCAAAAUACUUGCUGUUGGGUCUAAAGACAUGUCUAUUAAGUUAUUUUCAUUGGGAAAGUGGGACAAUUUUAAGACCUAUGCAUUAGGUGGACAUACUGACGUAAUUGUGGCGUGUUUUUUUGAACAUAAAAGCUAUGAUAUCACCACAAUCAGUAGGAAUGGUCAGGCAUGUAUUUGGGAGUGUUCUAUUGAUCCAGAUGGUUUAUUACCAUUUCAAGAGCCCAUUCCAAAGAAGAAACAGAAACCCUCUCAUGAACUUCAAGAAGACGACGUAGACCUUACCAAAGUUAUUGAAAGAAGUGAAGAGGAAAUAUCAAAACAUUUAAAUCAACUGGAUAUUGAUGAUAAGGAAGAGAAUGAAAAGAACAAGAAGAAAGAAAAGAUGUACUAUAAGAGACUUGCAAGGCACUAUCUAGCAGAUGAUGUAAGAAAAGAAAGCAAAGAUGCGGUGCUUACAGCUGCAUCAUACCACAAAGCAACUAAAGUGCUGGUGGCAGGCUUUUCUACUGGCGCAUUUUUUAUUUACGAACUUCCUGAAGUAAGUCUUAUACAUUCUCUCAGCGUUUCGGAUGAAAAAAUUUCUUCAAUAGCCUUAAAUUCUACUGGCGACUGGAUUGCAUUGGGAUGCGGGGGUCUAGGCCAGUUGCUCGUUUGGGAAUGGCAAAGUGAAACGUACGUCUUGAAGCAGCAAGGCCAUUCUAAUAACAUGUCCUGUAUCUGUUAUUCCCCCGACGGUCAAAUAGUGGUAACUGGAGGCGAAGAUGGUAAAGUAAAGCUUUGGAACGUCACGUCUGGGUUUUGUUUCGUUACAUUUAGCGAGCAUUUGGCCCCUGUAACGGCCGUUUCCUUCAGCGGGAACAAAAAGUUUAUUGUUUCCGCUUCUUUGGAUGGUACUGUACGGGCGUACGAUAUAAUAAGGUAUCGUAAUUUCCGAACUUUAACCACCCCAAGACCCGUUCAAUUAUCCUGUGUUGCUGUGGAUAGUAGUGGAGAAUUCGUGGCUGCAGGUGGUCAAGAUGUUUUCGAAGUAUUUUUGUGGUCUGUUAAGACAGGACGACUUUUAGAAAUUCUUGCGGGACACGAAGGUCCUGUGUGGAGUGUGGCGUUCAAUCCUAAUGUCACGAGUACGAUAUUGGCGUCGGUUUCAUGGGACAAAACCCUCAGGAUUUGGGACGCGAUAGAGAAAGGGUCUGAUCACGAAACGAUAGAGCUGUCAGCUGACGGUUUAUGCGUGACCUUUAAGCCCGAUGGGGAAGAAGUGGCUGUUGCAACUUUGGAUGGGCAAAUAACUACUUUCCAUGUGCGCACUGCCACCCAAACGGGAAGCAUCGAGGGCAGAAACGACCUUGGUAGUGGACGAUCUGAUACAGAUCUUGUGACCGCCAAGAAAACAUUGGAAUCGAAGGCAUUUACGAGUUUAUGUUACUCGGCAGAUGGCGAGUACCUCUUGGCCGGAGGUCAGUCCAAAAAUGUGUGUAUUUAUAAUGUAAAAGAGGGACUUUUAGUUAAGAAGUUUGAGGUCACUCAAAAUAGAUCAUUCGACGCGGUUGAUGACUUUAUAAAUAGACGAAAGAUGACCGAGUUUGGUAAUUUAAAUUUAAUCGAAGAACGCGAAGAGAACGAGGGUGGUAACGUGGCAAUAAGAUUACCAGGCGUUAAAAAGGGUGACAUGGCUGCCAGAUCAUUUAAACCUGAAGUUCGAAUAUAUUCCUUACAAUUUUCUCCUACUGGAGAGGCAUGGGCUGCGGCAACGACCGAAGGUCUACUUAUUUAUUCAUUAAAUUUGGGGCUUGUAUUUGAUCCGUGGGACUUAGAGGUCGCCAUCACCCCAGAUGCCAUUAGGCAAGCCAUUAAAGAUGAUCAAACUAACGCUUUGGUAAUGGCAGUUAAAUUGAACGAGGCCGGUAUUAUUCAAGAAGUUAUCGAAAAUAUAUCAGUAAAUGAUGUUGAGUUAACUUUAACGAAUUUGGGAGAGAAAUUUGCCGAACGAUUGCUGAUUGUAAUAGCAAGUGCUUUGGAGAGUUCGAGGCACUUGGAAUUCUAUUUGGUUUGGGCUGAGCACCUUUUGACCAUCCACGGUCCGAAAAUUAAGUCCCAGAAAAACAUGCCGGGACUUAUAGCCCUCCAAAAGGGUUUGACAAGAAAAUACGAGGAGUUAUCAAAACUGUGUGACUUUAACACGUAUACGAUGCAAUGCAUUCUCAGAGCUAGUGCUAACAGGCAGGCUUUAGAAAAAGAAAAAGCUAAAGGAAAUAUAGAGGGUGAAAAUGAGACGAGCAGUAGUUCGGACGAAGACGAAAAUAUAAUGAUGUUCAAUUAUGACUGAAAUGUAUUUUUUUUAAUUGUUAAAUAAAGUUUUUUAUAACACGAUAA
This is a messenger RNA of Agrilus planipennis (emerald ash borer), 2933 nucleotides long. Its product is annotated as periodic tryptophan protein 2 homolog. Gene Ontology annotation, cellular component: Pwp2p-containing subcomplex of 90S preribosome; small-subunit processome. The transcript is spliced from 17 exons. NCBI's taxonomy places the organism in Eukaryota, Metazoa, Arthropoda, Insecta, Coleoptera, Buprestidae. Gene Ontology annotation, molecular function: protein binding. The coding region runs from base 91 to 2886 and encodes 931 amino acids. Gene Ontology annotation, biological process: ribosomal small subunit assembly; maturation of SSU-rRNA from tricistronic rRNA transcript (SSU-rRNA, 5.8S rRNA, LSU-rRNA). The record is from RefSeq and is a predicted model, not a curated record.